UCUAGUGAGCAGCAGUAGCUCUAUUAGCAUGAAGUAUCACAGUCUUAACUGGAAGGAGUUUUGACUUUGAUUAAGAAAUAGCAGUAUGGCCAUGUCACGAGCAGUCACAACGUUGUGUGAGAAUUCAAAUGAAGUCUUCUUAGACGUCGCCAAGCUGUUACUUACAUAUGCGGACAACAUUUUACGGAAUCCCAAUGAGGAAAAAUAUAGGUCAAUCCGCAUUGGCAAUCCUACUUUCUCCACCAAGCUGCUGCCCAUCAAAGGAGCUGUGGAAUGUCUCUUCGAGAUGGGAUUUGAGGAGGCUGAAACGCACUUGGUGUUCCCCAAGUCUGCAUCAGUGGAACAGCUGAAGCUUAUCAGGGAAUCCAUCGCAGCAGAGAGGGAUCAGAGGCUGCAAGGAGGACAGCCUGUCCGACUCACCGCUCAGGCUGCUGCAGCCUCGGCUUCAGCACCAGAGAGCUCUGCUGCUGCUGCUUCCUUCCAGCCAGUUUCACCACCUCCACCACAGCCAUCGUCCUUGGAGAGCAGUAUGGGCUUCUUUGUGACUCUCCAGUCUAACUUCCAACAUGUGAUGCUGUAUGAAAACCCUGAGCUGCAGCAGAAAGCCCGUAACAUCAUCCCUCACCAGCAACUAUCCUCUGCUGCUCAGCACAAGCUGAGGGAGGCUAAAGAAGCCGACCCAGGAUGUAAACUUGGAAUAGAAGACUUCUUGGUGCUGGAGUUACUCAGGUGGUUCAAACAGGACUUCUUCUCCUGGGUGGACUGCUUGCCUUGCAGCCGCUGUGGAGGUUCCACCCAGAACGCCAGCGCCCUCAGUCCCAGCCCUGAUGACCUCCGUUGGGGAGCUCAACGAGUGGAGAACCAUUACUGUCAGAGCUGCAGUCUCUCCACCAGAUUCCCUAGGUACAACAAUCCCGAGAAGCUGCUAGAAACCAGGAGGGGGCGCUGUGGGGAGUGGGCUAACUGUUUCACCCUGUGCUGCAGAGCCCUUGGCCUUGAAGCCAGAUAUAUCUGGGACAGCACAGACCACGUGUGGACAGAGGUUUACUCGGUGGCUCAGCGUCGGUGGCUGCACUGUGACUCCUGUGAAAACGUCUGUGAUAAGCCUCUGCUGUAUGAGGUCGGCUGGGGGAAGAAACUGGCCUACGUUCUGGCUUUCUCUAAGGACCAGGUGGUGGACGUGACGUGGAGAUAUUCCUGCAAACAUCCAGAGGUUUUGUCAAGAAGGACACGCGUUCAAGAAGCCUGGCUGCUUCAUACCAUUAAUGGACUCAAUUCUUUGAGGCAGCAGCCCCUGAGUCCAGACAGGAAGAAGGAGCUGACGGAGAGGCUUCUUGUUGAGCUGGUGGAGUUUAUUUCCCCCAAGACACCAAAACCAGGAGAGCUGGGGGGACGCAACUCAGGUUCUUUGGCCUGGAGGUUAGCAAGGGGGGAGACCAGAGCAGCUGAUCCAGGAACCUCAACACAGGCUACAGGUUUUGUGUUUACUCCUACUGAGAAAGAAAAGUGCGACAGGCUACUGCACGUGUGCUACAACGCCACCAAAGACCAGUACUGCCGACUGUCAAACAACUCUGAGGUCAUUCAGAGCUGGGAUCAGUGUGUGUGGAGGAAGGAGUCAGUGUUCAGAAAGGUGGAGAGCGACUGGCAGACGGUGUACAUUGCUCGAACAGAAGGCUCCUCUGUGGGACGAAUCAGCUGGAAGUUUGAUUUUGCUCCAGUGGGAAUGAAGAUAAAAUCUGUCUCGAUCAUGGCCAGCAGCCAGACCUUCCACACGGGCAAAGUCUGCUGGCACUUGCGGUCAGGCCAGAUUACUACAGAAUUCUCUGGAGAUGGAGAGAUGCAGCCGUUUUCCAGUCUGUCCGGCUCGUCAGACUUCAUCGUUGUAGCAGAGCUCAGUGGCGGAGAAGGGGAAACAAUGUGGCAGCACUCUCAGCUGUUCAGGCAGAGCUUGAAGGAGACAGAGAAGCCUUCAUUUGAAAUCCUCAUCCAUCUGGAAGAUGCUUAACAGUUACUUUACUCAACAAAAUUGGACCCCAGAUACUUUUUCGCUCUUGGCUGUUCUGUCUGAAUGAUAGCUGGGGCUAUAAAAUCUAUGUAUGUCAGUGUAAUAUGUAAAUAUGUCAGUCCUCCAAGAUGAUUAAAUUUGUGUGAUCUAAAAAUAAGUGAAUGACAACCUCAGUUUUGUACCUUUCACAAAUUACAGAUUACACAUUUUAAACUUUGAUUGGACUAAAGGCCAAAUAACCUUUGAGAUGUAUGGUCUACGAUGUAUCUGUGAAGCGUUUUAACCAUAAAGCCAUCUAGUUUUUGUCACAUAUGUCUCCUCUGUGAACAUGUCUGUAAUUAGUGAUGCAUGGACACAGUCCACACAGCAAACCAGGGUUGAAACCCUCAUCAACUCAGGUUGCUCCAGUUCUCCUGCUAGCAUAAAUCUGUAAUUACUGGUGGAUGUGUUAUUUCAUACUUGGUUAUGGUAU
Messenger RNA from Toxotes jaculatrix (banded archerfish), 2480 nucleotides. It is a transcript of the gene ngly1, whose product is annotated as N-glycanase 1. The record is from RefSeq and is a predicted model, not a curated record. Gene Ontology annotation, biological process: glycoprotein catabolic process; protein quality control for misfolded or incompletely synthesized proteins; protein deglycosylation. Bases 86 to 2008 code for a protein of 640 amino acids. Gene Ontology annotation, cellular component: cytoplasm; cytosol; nucleus. Lineage: Eukaryota; Metazoa; Chordata; Actinopteri; Toxotidae. Gene Ontology annotation, molecular function: peptide-N4-(N-acetyl-beta-glucosaminyl)asparagine amidase activity. The transcript has 12 exons.